AUGGCGCCUAACAACACCCGAGACAACUUCAAUAGCCAGCGCAUCAUCAACCAAGACGAUAGCCCCAGUGCCCUGGCAGAGCGUCCUCCCACUGCCAACCGGCUUGAGCGAACCAAUGGCCUUUUCCGCCCUCACACCCCGUCGACCCUCGCAGCCCUCAACCAGGACGACUCUCCAACUCCCGCCAUACAUCAUGGCUCCCGUGUACAGUCUCUCCGCAACCAGUCGGAUUUUCCCGCGCCAUGGCCAGUACCCACACCUCCCUCCAUCGGCGACAACUCUUCUCCUUGGGUCCGUUUGGAUCCGGUCCCUCCCUUGACCUACCACUGCAGCUCUAGGUCUACCACAUCUGCCCCCAAUUCGACUUCGCUCUUCGGAAUCUCUGGGACAUCCACAUCCAGAUUCAUCGAGAAUGGGGUAAUCCUCACUCCCUCAUCAUCCGGCAACUUGACUCCGACCUCGGGCCCUCAAUACCCAACUCGUCUCCCCCGUCCAGCAGGGUCGACUUCGAAUCCCAUCAAUGCGUCUUCCGACCGCGACGCUAUCAGGGUGGUCAACCCCAGCAUUGGUUCAGGCCAGUUGCCCGCCAACCUGACUCCAGCCUCGGGCCCUCAAUACCCAACCCGUCCCCCAAGGUCGACUUCGAAUGCCAACCAUGCGUCUUCCGAUCGCGACGCUAUCAUGGCGGUUGACCCAAGCCUUGGCUUGAGUCGAUUGUCCAUCGGCUCGGGUCCUACCUCGGGCCCUAGAUCUCAGACUGGUGCUGCGAAGUCGGCUGCGGAAGUCACCUUUGAUUCUUCCGAUUCAGAUUUAGACUACGACUCCGAGUCGGACUCUGGUCGCGAGCCCGUUAUAAUGGGCAAUUCGAGCUCCGUCCGUGCCAACGCUUCGGCUCCCACCGCCGUCGUGAAUAAUCCGCUUCGGUACCUCGCGGCCACGGGCAACUCGCAGUGCUCUGGAUACGCGCAUCGUCCCCGCCAGUAUGGCCCUCCCAACAACGCCAACUCUUUCCAGCCAACCGAAGGUCGACAGCCACAGGGUUUCCGUCCUACUUGGGCUGCCAUGCGUGCCAAGCAGGGCCAGGCCAAGGACAACGACAAGGAUAGGGCCGCGCUCAAGGCCAUGUACGGCAUCUCGCCCAACUACGCCGGUGACCCGACCAUCGAACGCAAUCGCUCCGCCGACAUCCCCGAUAGCGAGAACUGCGCCCUUUGGAUCACCUUCCUUCCGCCCGACGUCACCCACCGCGAGAUCCUCGCCGAGAUCCGCAACAUGGGCCGCAUUUGGAGCGUGGUGAUUAGCGGCCCCGAGCCCGCGAAGAACCACCACACCGCGGCUGCCAAGGUGGUCUUCUUCGAGCUCGGCGCCGCGCAGAAGUUCUACGCCAUGAGCUGCAACCCCGCGCGCCGCUUCAAGGUCCGUGGCCACGUCACCAAGGUCGAGCUCAAUCGCAUCAAGACCGCGCAGGACAACCGCCGCAACAACUCUCGCGUCCUCCGCAUCAAGGGCCGCCCCGACGUGGUCAACAAGGACGCUCUCACUGCGUACUUCAAGCAGAAGAUCACGUUCGAGGUUGACGAGGUCAUCACCAUCGUCAUGAACGAGGACAUGGGCGAUGUGGAGUACCGCUUUGGCAGCUUCGGUAACCAGGCGGAGUUGGCGUACUUGGCUCUGCAGCGCGAGUACGAUGUCGGCGGGAUUCACUCCCCCUACUGGGAGGUUCAGUACGGCCACGACCCUUGCGCCCCGCAGUCAGGUGCGUACAACUGA
Colletotrichum chrysophilum is the source of this 1770-nucleotide messenger RNA. RefSeq lists its product as uncharacterized. The coding region runs from base 1 to 1770 and encodes 589 amino acids. Gene Ontology annotation, molecular function: nucleic acid binding. The transcript has 2 exons. The record is from RefSeq and is a predicted model, not a curated record. Lineage: Eukaryota; Fungi; Ascomycota; Sordariomycetes; Glomerellales; Glomerellaceae.